This is a messenger RNA of Nannizzia gypsea CBS 118893, 327 nucleotides long. RefSeq lists its product as hypothetical. Lineage: Eukaryota; Fungi; Ascomycota; Eurotiomycetes; Onygenales; Arthrodermataceae. Bases 1 to 327 code for a protein of 108 amino acids. The record is from RefSeq and is a predicted model, not a curated record. The transcript is spliced from 2 exons.
AUGUCUGAUAAUCUGGGCUGCAGUGGUAUUUAUGGCAAGUUGCUGGAGCAGCAAUAUGUUACCCUGCAGCCGCGAUUCCACCAGCUUCUUCCAAUCGAAAUCUUGGAAGAUAUCUGCAGCUUUCGGGCCGAUCUAUGCCGCGAUCCAUGGACCAAUACCCUCUGCGACUUUAUCUGGACUGCAUUGCCGAUCUGCAAAGCCAACCCACGUCAUUGGAGACGGAUAUCCCCAGCACAGUUGCUGCAAGCCUCGCCAGCUUUGGAUGAGGGGUGCGAUUCGAUUCCUAAGUUUGUAUUGCUAAGCGCUUCUAAGGGAUGCAUGUUGUAG